This is a messenger RNA of Pocillopora meandrina, 632 nucleotides long. The record is from the annotation of a GenBank genome assembly. Lineage: Eukaryota; Metazoa; Cnidaria; Anthozoa; Scleractinia; Pocilloporidae.
AAGCCUGAUGAACCUCCAAAGGUUUGUUUAAAGUUGACUCCAUUGCAAAGUGUUGUGGCCAAGGAGGUCUAUGCCAGAGUUGAUUUGAUCAUACAGUACACAGCAGACUAUCCUAAUCGGCAAGUAUACAGACUCCUUUUAAUUUUUUUACAAUCCUAAGUAGAUAAAGGGCAAGAACAAAGCAUUUAAAAUAUGAAAUGUAGGAAUCAUUAAGUUUUUAACCCUUUCACUCCCACAAGUGAUCAAGACAGAGUUUCUCCUCACAAUAUCAAUACAAUAUCAAGCAGGCAGGUGAUGAGAAUAGAGAAGAAUAUCAAUUAUGGGAUUAUUAGUUGAUCUAAUACCAAAUUCUCUGAACUAACAUCAUCAGAAUUGUAUGGCAGAUAGUAAGGAGAAUUACCAAUUAGAUCUUGGGAACGAAAAGGUAAGUGAAAAGGUACCCAUUGAAGGCUUGGAAGGCAGUAAAGGUAACAUACCGGUAGUGCUGAUUCUUGUAUCAUGAUGGAUUGCUCUGUGUCAUUUUUAGGAGUCCAAAGCUGUCUAUGUGCAAUGCUGAAGGUAUUUCAGAGGAAGAUGUUAAUAAGCUUCAAACUGAGCUUCGCAAAAUGGCUGCUGAUCUUGUUGGUGAGGUG